Molecule: messenger RNA, 2826 nt
Organism: Frieseomelitta varia
Lineage: Eukaryota; Metazoa; Arthropoda; Insecta; Hymenoptera; Apidae
Product: serine/arginine-rich splicing factor 1-like
Exons: 2
Coding region: 264-458 (64 amino acids)
Source: RefSeq, a predicted model, not a curated record
CCGGCAAUCUCGUAUAAACGGCAGAAUCAAAGGUUGAUAUACUUUAAAUUUAUAUUUACAAUCAAAAUACUUAUGAUAUUGCAAUACGUUGAUAUAAUAUAUUAAAAGAAGAAUCGUGCAUUCAAGGAUUAAACAACCCUGCGCAACCCUCGGAUUGCCUUUGCUGUUGCGAGAAACCGGCGAGUGGCGAUACACCGAUCUCUGGCAUUGGAUUUCGUUGGAACAGAACGAGCUGGCGCAGUGGAUCCUGGGAGUGUGAGUGGAUGGAGCGGAGUCGAAGAAGACGUAGUCAGCGUAAACGAGCUGACGAUAGGGGCGAUAGAAACGGCGAUGGCGGCGGUGGCGGCGGCGGCGGCGGCGACGGCGGCGGCGGUGGUGGUGGUGGUGGUGGUAGUAAUAGUAGUGGUGGUACAACGGGGGAUAUGUAUCUAGCUUUACUCGAACACACCGCUCUAUAACCGUGUGCCUCUGCUCCCGACCUCGAAGGAUCGCAGUUCUGCGCGAUAUCCUGCAUAUCUCGGCAUACCGUCCUCGUCGUUUCCGACAUUGUUCCCCGGCCCCGGCCCCGACCCCAGUGUCCCGGCUCCAACUCCCGAUCCACCGGCGAAUAAUCCUACUCGUUCGACGUCUACCGGGCCCGGCUUCUCAGCUAGAUUCCACUCGAUUCUGGUACCGUGCUUGCUGCACCGAAAACCCGCCACUGUCCAUAAUAAUUGAACGCUUUUUCCGAUAAACACCAUCGGACACGCCUGGCAAUCACAGCUUUACACUGCCUUUAGAGAAUUUUAGGGAUAGUUUCAGUUUUGUCAGGUUGUUACAUGUUUGAAAUGGCAUCUAAAUUUUAAAAGAAUAUCCAAGAGAUAUAAAAUCUUUACUAUAUUAUUGCCAUCACUCAGAUGGAAGUCUCCUUUUUUCCCUCGAAAAAAGAUUGUAUCAUCGUAAUGUUACACAAUGUGCAUUAAGCAAGGAAAUAUCCUCAGUAAGGAUUUUUCGCUGCAUUAUUUUCAGCGACGAUUUUUCACGUUGCAGUAUUCUUAUCGUAAAUAAUUUUACGAUGCCUUUCGCAGCCCCCUCGUCGAUUUUAUUACUUAAAAAGAAAGGGGUGAAAAGACGUUCGAUCCAUUCCGACGACGAACCUUCGCAUCACCUCAUAAACUUGAAAAACAUUUCUUAUAACCGGCGGAUAUUUUGCGGGGGUGAGAUUCCUGGAAGAGCUUAUCACAGCGAUGAUUUACUUGCACGAACGACAAGCUACAAAAGUAUUAAAAUAUCGCGUGAACAGCGCAUUCGAGGAAUUCCCGUAUCAUCCGUGGAACAGAGAUGCUUUUAUAAAACGUUACCUUUCCUUACGAAGUUUAUCUCUUAAAAUUUCUUCGGAAUACCUUUCGCAUUUUAAGGAUACGUUAUAUCCUUUAUUACGUUUCUUUUCUAUUCCUUUUUCUGUUUCAUUUUCAGAAUCUUUUAGAAUCUACUUAGCAUUUUCGAUUAAAAAUUUUGAGAAUUUGUAAUUAAAUCGUCCAUUGAGUCAUCAUCAAUUGUAAAUGACGAAUGAUCGUUUCAAAAUUCUGAUUUUCUUUAAGUUUCAAGAUUAAAAAGAUACGUUUUCGAUAAUACCAAUGUAAUUUCGGUGAGCACUUGACCCGCCAACGUGAUAUCCGAACCAUAAUCUAGCCAUUGUCGCGACCCAACGUAACAAAUCCAAGUAGGAACUGGAAUUGGCCAGCUUCCGUGUCCUGAGAUGUAGUUUCAAACAAUGUAGGAACAAUAGAUGUAACUUUUGUGAAAUGAUAAUUUCAAGUUUACCCCAGUUUCCGCAGUAUCUACCGUGUUGUUAUGUCCAGAAAAAAUUUUUUCAAAGCGGCACAUUCACGUACAAUUGUUAAUUAAUUUUUUUUCUGUUCUUAUCCGAAAUAUUUGUAAAAGUUUAUUUUCUUCAGAGGAGAUCCUCUUUAUUCAGACAACGGGCCUCCAAAGUUUCAAGAUGAUAUUGUUUUUUUUUUUUUUUUUUUUUAAGAGAAAUUAUACGUUUUCAUUCAAUUAUGAUUCCAGUAGGAAAUGCCAACCAAAAUGAAUUUACGGAAUGGUUAUACUUUAACCGAGGGUGAAGAGAGAGCCGCGGACGCGAAAUUGCUGUGAAACUAACGGAAUCGUUUAGCCGGCGCGCGGCUCGUCGACACGUCACGAAAAUCGAGCGUUAACGUAAUUAAGUAAUUAAACCUCGCGGGUGAAAUCGGACCGUGCCUUUACCCCCAUUCAAUGUGUCGCGUUCGGUGAAAAUCCGCACGAAAACUGUGCGCGUUUCAGCCCCGCGGCUCGCCAGCUACUGUCACCGUGCACGCUCCGCCUACUCUGUGGUCGUUCGUAAACAUUUGUCCAGGCACAAUGUGUCCAACUGACAAAAGGAGCUUGCUGCAGUACAGCGCGCGCGUUUAAAAGCAUUAAUUACGACCGCUUUUGUCUCUCUGUAAAAGGCAUGCUUUGACCGUCAUUUUGAUACGUGACAUUCGAUUUCACGAGCGUUUUGUCAUGUUUAAAAUCGGCCCGAUAAACGCUUGCACGUGUGCGUUCAACCACACCGACAGUCUUCAACCUAUCAACCGGUCCUUUAUUUUUUUUUCUCUCUCUCUCUUUUCGCGUCACUUUGAGCGUUAAUCGCUUUCGCCAUUGCGUCGAGCAGUUCUAUGUAGAAAAUGUCAUUUAUGUAUGUAAGUACGUAUAAAUAUUAGGGAUAUUUUCUACUAAUUUUUUUCUAAAUUGUCUGUUUGUUUCUAAUAAUCUUUUAAUCGUAGCGCCUUGGUUAUUAUUAUAUUACGAAACUGCACUAUU